AUGCCGGGAAUUUUACCAAUGAAAGUCAUCAAGAUCGGGACGAAUGCGCAGACCAGAAUAGCACAGGCUUGUGAUCGAUGCCGGAGCAAGAAGAUCCGCUGCGAUGGCAUCCGUCCAUGCUGCUCGCAGUGCGCCAACGUCGGGUUCGAAUGCAAGACGAGCGACAAGCUGAGUCGAAGGGCGUUUCCGAGAGGGUACACAGAGUCGUUGGAAGAGCGAGUGCGUGUGUUGGAGAGUGAAGUGCGAGAUUUGAAAGAGCUGCUGGACGAAAAGGAUGAGAAGAUCGAUAUGCUUUCGCGCCUGCAUUCGCAGUCGACGCAUCCGAUACAGCUGCCGUCACCUCGACGGCCGUCGACGGUGUCGUUGGAAAGUCCGGGCAAGGCUGACUCGCCGCCUAAAGACGACGUUUUCAAGGUUCAACAGUCGCCCUAUCUACUGGACGAUGAAGGAUCGGAUUCGUACUUUGCUGGAACGUCGAGCAGCCGCACGUUCAUCGAGGCCUUCAAGCACCGAGUGCAGGAGAGUGGACGCUCGACGGAUGAUAUCGAUACCGGAUCACUGCUCGUGUGCAGCACCCGAAAAGGUCAUGAGCAUUCUGGAGCGUCGACACCAAAAUCACACCAGGUGUACAAGGCGCCUCCGAGACUCCUGUCCGACCAGUUGAUCACCAUCUUCUUCCAGGAGUGGGCGCCAUUAUUUCCCGUCCUGCAUCGUCCGACGUUCCUGACGUUGUACGAGCGAUACGUUAGCGACUAUGACUCCGUUACCGACAAAGCGGAAAUCGCGCAAUUGAACCUGGUCUUCGGUAUCGCGGCCCUGUCGAGUGGUACACGAUCCUCGGCUGAGCUGGAGAGCUUCGAGGGGCAAUGGAAGGCUGCGAUUGACUCCAUCAUCACGGACAACUCCAUGGUUACGCUGCAGGCGUUGAUCUUGGCUCAGUUGUUCUGUGUCCAGCAAGGUGACUUCACAAGGCUGCAGACUUAUAAGGGUCUGUCCACGUCGCUGUCGGCACGUUUGGGUCUUCAUCAAUCGCAGAAGCGGUUUGCUCUUGGUACUCUCACUUGCGAGACGAGGAAGAAGGUCUUCUGGACGCUCUAUACGGUCGACAGCUUCACUGCCGUCGUCCUUGGCCUGCCAAAGCAUCUCAAAGACGAAGAUGUCCACUGCGAGUAUCCCGUCGACGCCGAUGAUGAGUAUGUCACCGAGAAAGGCUUCACGCCUACUUUACCAGGAGAGUCGACCAAGUUGUCAAGCGCCCUGGCUCUGUUCCGUGCGGCUCGCAUUCUCUCCAAGAUCUUACUUGAAGUCUUCCCUGCAAAGACCUCGUACGACCUGUCGUUGAAGAAGCUUGGUGAGCUUGCAGAUGAACUCGAUGGGUGGAGCAACUCCUUGCCGUCGCAUCUUCGCCUGCAGUUUGCGCAGGACAAACCAAGCACAGGCACCAUCUCAAGCCGCUCGCCUCUACUGUCGUUGACUUACCACUACAUCCGAGCACUGAUCCAGCGACCUGCCAUAUGUGCCUCGCUUGGAGCCAGGUCAUCGUCAAUGAUGAUGGCGAUGGCUGGCUCAUGCAAGCAUAUGAUCCAGAUUGUUCAGCUGCUGGAUGAAAGAGGGCUGAGCUUCUCGUUCUGCCUCCACCGUGAUGAGAUCCUCGUCCUCUCCGGGUUUGGUCUGCUGUUCCAAGGAUUAGGACUUGAACCAAAUUCCAAGAUCUUGAAGGACAACAGCAAGAUGAUCUCGGCCGUUAUUGACGUGCUCAAGAAAACGAAUGCACCUUGCGCGGACGAAUUUGAGCGGGUGGCUACAUCGUUCGUUACUAAAGUGCCUGCAACUCCGCCCGUAUCGAAGACAAAGGUCCCUACACUGUCUCGCCAUAACUCGGACGGCGCUCAAUCGACGCAUAGUGAGAGCAGCGAGAGCUUGCACUCCUCUACCAAGAGACAACUCAAGGCCAUCGCCUCUCGCUUCACAGCGGGCAACAGCACCCGAACUCCAAAGCUGGACGUCACGGACAACAGCAGAAGACACACGGCUCACAACAUCAGCCUACACCCACACGGUGUGCAGACUCAGAGCCAGCCAUCUCUGCAACCGUCCACGUCCUAUGAGCCAACUGCCACCUCCCGCUCCGAGCCAGCGAGAAGCCCGGUGAACAUGUACUCCCGCCCCAACUCGACAGCCGCUGGCAAACCUUCAGCGCCCCCACAAGCAAAGCUGCAGCCCAAGCAAAGGCCCCAGCAGCGAAAGAACUUCAACCUGGACUACCUCUCCUUCGGCACCGACAGCGCAACAGACACCCCACCCAACGGCCGCGCCUCCCAACCGAUCAAGACCGAACCCGGCCCAACCGACUGGGAGAAACUGCUCGGCUCCCUCGACAACGGCGAUACGAACAUCUACGACGGCAUCUACGGCGGUCCAGCUGUCGAUGCCCUCCUCGACGUGCCCUCGCUAGGGAUCCACCAUAGCAACCACUCCGCCACGGGCAUCACAACCACCGCGGACAGCUCUUCCCUCGCUUGGAACGCCGACCUCUGGGCGCUCUGCCAGACGGACACGAAUAGUUCCACGUCGGCCGUGAAUUCGGCCAGCACUGGACCGCCCGCUAGCGUCCUCUCCUUCUCGACGGACGAGGGUGGUCUAAGUGGUUCAGAGGACUUUUCUGCGGAUUGGAUCGGUGCGGGCAGUGGUAGUACCAGUGCGGGCGACUCGUACAAGGGAAUCGUCAUGCCGCAUGGGGAUGAGAUUGCUUUUGGGAGUUGGUGGGAGUGA
Zasmidium cellare ATCC 36951 is the source of this 2772-nucleotide messenger RNA. RefSeq lists its product as uncharacterized. Gene Ontology annotation, molecular function: DNA binding; DNA-binding transcription factor activity, RNA polymerase II-specific; zinc ion binding. Gene Ontology annotation, biological process: regulation of DNA-templated transcription; DNA-templated transcription. The transcript has 3 exons. The record is from RefSeq and is a predicted model, not a curated record. The coding region runs from base 1 to 2772 and encodes 923 amino acids. Lineage: Eukaryota; Fungi; Ascomycota; Dothideomycetes; Mycosphaerellales; Mycosphaerellaceae.